AGAGGGAGAUUCUUCAUGUGGUUGCCGCUGUAGGUCUCAUACUUCUUCACACGCUGCUUUUGGAGGCAAGCAUGACAGACAAAAAGUUAAUUUUUGCAGUUUUAUUUUCUACCUAUGUCAUCACAUUGGAAUGUAAGUUACCCCUUGUCGGUUUUGGGAAAAAACAUGACCUCCGCAAGUUUUUGAACACGCAUCUACCCAUAUGGACUUACAGUACAACCAUAGGGAGCAACGAAUAUUGUGAUGUGGACAUAACGCAGCAGAUGUCCAAAAAGGAAAUAUCCUUCAGUCAUUCCAGCUACAUCAUGUUCCAUGGAAAACAGAAAAAGUUCUAUACCAUAAUGGAGGGAGAUAUUGCAAAAGCUGAUACCAUGUACGUUCAUGAAAAAGGUCGACCAACGGUUGAAUAUGAGCACAUAAUGUGGUUUUUCGAUGAAACCCACAAAUGUGCCGUGAUUCGAGUCUUGCCAACGUCCAGCUUUUCCGGCCGUAGUAGUAUCGACCUGCGAGUCUGGAACUCUUCCAUUCACAUCGGCCCAUCCCAAAAAUGUGUAAAGUACUACAAGAGUGUGGAAAGUCACGGGCAUAUCAUUUACAAACACCAUUGCCAGAAAAUAAUUGCGAACCUGAAUCCAACUUCGCAGAUGAAGCAGCAGCUGCAAGGAAAGUUUCUAAGCACUAAGGAUAAUAUAUGGACAUACAGUACGUCGGCAAUGGAACAUGCAAGGUGUAAAGUCGACCAUAUGAAGAGUAUCUCAAACAAAAGCAUUUUCUUCACACGAUCAAUUUAUGAUGACAAAAAAAGGCAUUGGACUGUUACGAAGCUGGAGGGCCUGUUUAGAAAACAAGAAAAACACGUGAUGCAGACCUUCAGCCGAGAUUUGUUCAUUGCCAAGGAGACAAUGCUUUAUAUGAGUGAAACGUAUCGGUGCGCAGUGAUUUUGGUUGCGCCAUCACUACACGGUGCUUAAUAGUUAUGCAUUGAUUCUUUCCGAAUUCCUAUUUCACUUGCAAAUGCUUUCAGAGAGACUUUUCUCACUAAAAGUCUUAUGUGUCAGGAGCAUCUAUUUGCUGAAAGUUUACUUCCUUUCUAUUUAGCGAUGUAUGUAGGAAUUUAUGGCACAUAAUUAUAUUAUAAUUAUAAUUAUGGCGCAUAAUUAUAGCCAACAAACACUGACGCCAAGGACAACACAGGGGAAAUUACUUGUGCCUAAUAAAUGAAAUAAGGGAACGAUA
Molecule: messenger RNA, 1236 nt
Organism: Dermacentor albipictus
Lineage: Eukaryota; Metazoa; Arthropoda; Arachnida; Ixodida; Ixodidae
Source: RefSeq, a predicted model, not a curated record